Colletotrichum karsti is the source of this 339-nucleotide messenger RNA. RefSeq lists its product as uncharacterized. The coding region runs from base 1 to 339 and encodes 112 amino acids. Lineage: Eukaryota; Fungi; Ascomycota; Sordariomycetes; Glomerellales; Glomerellaceae. The transcript has 3 exons. The record is from RefSeq and is a predicted model, not a curated record.
AUGUCGACCCAAAUCAUUGACUUAACGGCUGUCAUUACUCCCAAACCGGGCAAGGCGGAGAAGGUCUUCGAGCUCUUCAGCAACUGUGUCAACUACUCCGAGGCCAACGAGCCAGGCACUUUGCGGUACGAGAUCCACAGGGGUCUCCAAGACAAGAAUGGCGGCCUAGAGGAGUUCGUCGUGAGAGAGACGUACGCCGACGAGGACGCGAUGAACAAGCACAUGGUCGGGCCCGACGUCGUCGCCCUCGUGAAAGCCAUGGAGACUGGCGACCUGGUCGAGAACGUCAAGGUCAUCCACACGAAGCCCGGCGCUGGCUAUGAGCGCUCCAAGAUUUGA